CACACAGGUUUCUUCCUGCUUCGAUGAAGGGAAUGACAGAUAUGCAGGGUGAUGAAGAGACAGACGUCAGGAGUCAAGGAAGAUGAUGGACUGAAGACUGAAGAAAGAACACAAUAUCAUCAUGUCCAGCAGAGAGAGCAGAGUUUUUGUUCGUGGUUCCUCUCGCAGAAGAAGAAAAAGCAAAGAGAAACCACCCUACAUGAGUGACCUGAGGAUCAUUCUUCUGGGGAAGAGCGUGUCAGAAAACAGUCGUGUGGGAAACUUCCUGUUGGGACAAGCAGCGUUUGACAGUGAAGCUCCUCCAGAUGUUGUAGAGAGAGUCGGAGGAAGAUUGAAGGACAGACAUGUGAUGGUCAUCAACAGUCCUCAGCUGCUCCAGACAAACAUCUCAGAUCAUCAGAUCACACAGACAGUGAGAGAGUGUGUGUCUCUGUCUGAUCCAGGACCUCAUGUGAUUGUUCUGCUCCUCAAACAUGAUCAGUGUUCAGCAGAAGAUCAGGAGUGUGUGGAGAAGGUGCUGGACUCUUUCUCUGAGAGGGUUUAUCAACACACCAUAGUGCUCACCACACAAAAGCCCACUGAAACCAAUGACAUCCUACAGAAGAUCAUUCAGAAAUGCUUCAAUAGACACUUCAGUCUUCAGAGGAGCAGCUCUUCUGCAGACGAUCUUCUGCAGAUGUUUGAGGACAUUGUGAAAAUGAAUGAUGGACAACACCUGGAUUGUGCAGAAGGUUCACAGUAUUUCACAAUGAAGCAACAAGCCACAGAAAGACUUUCAGAGGGUGUGAAGAUGAAUCUGGUUAUCUGUGGGAGUGACGGGACAUUAAAAUCCUCCAUAUCAGAGCAGAUCCUGGAUCUUCAUGGACGUCAGAUCAGUCUGGUGGAUCUUCCAGCUCUGUUCAACACUCGUCUCUCAGAGGAGGAAGUGAUGCGUCAGACUCUCCGCUGUGUGUCUCUCUGUGAUCCUGGAGUUCAUGUUUUCCUCCUCAUUAUUCCUGAUGCUCCUCUAAAUAAUGAAGACAAAGCAGAAAUGGAGGAGAUCCAGAGGAUCUUCAGCUCCAGAAUCAACAAACACAUGAUGAUCCUCAUAAUGCAGAGUUCAGAGCAUCAGACAGCAGAACUCGAUGAAGAAACACAGUCUGUCAUUGAGAGAUUUGGAGGUCGACAUCAUUUCUUUGGUCCCAACACACAAGUGUCCACAUUGAUGAAGAACAUUGAGAAGAUGCUGAAAGAAACACAGAGGAGAGUUUUUCUCCACAGAGACAUUUCUGGAGAUGCAGAUGAAAAAACUGAUGAAAUAUGA
This is a messenger RNA of Megalobrama amblycephala (Wuchang bream), 1303 nucleotides long. RefSeq names its product GTPase IMAP family member 4-like. The transcript has 5 exons. Gene Ontology annotation, molecular function: GTP binding. Lineage: Eukaryota; Metazoa; Chordata; Actinopteri; Cypriniformes; Xenocyprididae. The record is from RefSeq and is a predicted model, not a curated record. The coding region runs from base 122 to 1303 and encodes 393 amino acids.